UGAACCAGUGACAAUAUUUCAGCUUAACUUUCUUAAAAUGAUAGGACCAUGAUCUUUAUGGAAACCAUAACUUACUGUUAAAAAUUAAAUGCCGUGUUCUAGUGACUGAAUGUUUCUGGGCUGGUGCAUGGCUAUUGAUUUUUUUACUGCAGUGAAGCAUUUAACUAGUCAGUUGGCUUUUCAGCAAUUUUUACUUCAUCCAGAGUUCCAUGUCUGUCUUUAACUAUCUGCAUUUGAAGAAGCACUAAUAGAUGAAGGCAUGUUAUUCUGAAAGCCAAGUAGCUACAUGGGAUGUGCUUGCUUCUUCCUGUCCACCCCAUCCCCCCCACCUCUAAAAACCUUUGAGAAGUAAAGGUGUUAGUAAGCUUUUACCUGCCAAAAAGUUUUGGGAACCUGAUGAUUCAGCAAAAGAUGGACAAAAAGGGAUAUUCCUUGGUGAUGAGUGGAGAGAGACUGCAUGGGGAACUCCUCACCAUUCUAUGUCCCAGCCUAUUAUGGUACAGAGGAAGCCUGGACAGGGUUUUCAUGGAAACAGUGAAGUAAAUGCUGUAUUGUCUCCAAGAUCAGAAAGUGGUGGCCUUGGAGUGAGCAUGGUAGAAUAUGUGUUAAGUUCCUCUCCAGCUGAUAAAUUGGAUUCCCGGUUUAGGAAAGGAGCUUUUGGCACUAGAGAUGCUGAAACAGAUGGACCUGAGAAAGGAGAUCAGAAAGGCAAGGCUUCCCCAUUUGAGGAGGACAAAAACAGAGAUCUUAAACAAGGAGAUGAUGAGGAUGUUACUAAAAUAAAUGGCAGAGGUUUACCAAAUGGAAUGGAUGCCGAUUGCAAAGAUUUUAAUCGUACCCCUGGAAGUCGACAGGCCUCCCCAACAGAAGUAGCUGAACGCUUGGGCCCCAAUCCUGGCACCACAGAAGGAUUAGGUCCACUUCCCAAUCCGACAGCUCACAAGCCUCUGGUGGAAGAAUUUUCAAAUCCAGAAAAUCAGAAUCUAGAUGCCAUGGAACAAGUUGGUCUUGAUUCUCUACAGUUUGACUAUCCUGGCAAUCAGGUACAAAUGGACUCUUCAGGAGCUACUGUAGGACUUUUUGACUAUAGUUCUCAGCAGCAGCUUUUCCAGAGGACUAAUGCUCUGACUGUCCAGCAGUUAACAGCAGCCCAGCAGCAGCAGUACGCACUGGCUGCAGCUCAGCAGCCGCACAUAGCAGGCGUAUUCUCAGCAGGCUUGGCUCCAGCUGCUUUUGUGCCAAACCCAUACAUUAUCAGUGCUGCUCCUCCAGGUACUGACCCAUACACUGCAGCUGGAUUAGCUGCAGCAGCUACCCUAGCAGGUCCUGCUGUGGUUCCACCUCAGUAUUAUGGUGUUCCAUGGGGGGUGUAUCCAGCCAAUUUAUUUCAGCAGCAAGCUGCAGCAGCAAAUACCACUGCAAAUCAGCAAGCAGCUUCACAGGCACAACAGGGACAGCAGACGGUUCUGCGUGCUGGAGCAACUCAACGCCCACUUACUCCCAGUCAGGGUCAGCAAGGGCAGCAGGCAGAGUCACUUGCAGCAGCUGCAGCAGCAGCAGCAAAUCCUGCUUUGGCUUUUGGUCAGGGUCUUGCUACAGGUAUGCCAGGCUAUCAAGUACUAGCUCCCACUGCCUAUUAUGAUCAGACUGGUGCCUUAGUAGUAGGCCCUGGAGCAAGAACCGGCCUUGGAGCACCAGUCAGAUUAGUGGCCUCAACUCCUGUUAUAAUCAGUUCUGCAGCAGCACAAGCAGCUGCAGCUGCUUCAGCUGGAGGAACAGCAAACAAUCUUGCGGGAGCCACGAACGGUCUUUUUCGGCCACUUAGUGCCCAGCCACAACAACAGCAACAGCAAACAAAUAGUAGCCUACAAUCCAAUUCAUUUUAUGGCAGUAACUCUUUGACCAAUAACUCCCAGAGCAGUUCCCUUUUUUCACAUGGUCCUGGCCAACCAGGAAGCACAUCUCUUGGCUUUGGAAGUAGCAGCUCUUUAGGAGCAGCUAUCGGCUCUGCACUUGGUGGAUUUGGCUCAUCAGUUGGCAGUUCUGCAAGUAGUAGUGCCACAAGGAGAGAUUCUCUAUCUACUAGCUCUGACUUGUACAAAAGAUCUAGUAGCAGCCUAGCACCCAUAGGGCAGCCAUUUUACAAUAGUCUGGGAUUUUCCUCCUCUCCAAGUCCAAUAGGCAUGCCUCUGCCAAGCCAAACGCCAGGACAUUCACUUACGCCACCGCCAUCACUUUCAUCACAUGGAUCCUCAUCCAGUUUGCAUUUAGGAGGACUGACAAAUGGUAGUGGUCGCUAUAUUUCUGCAGCACCUGGAGCUGAAGCAAAGUAUCGCAGUGCAGCAAGUACCUCCAGUCUCUUUAGCUCCACCAGUCAGCUCUUCCCUCCUUCACGCCUUCGUUACAGUAGGUCUGAUAUUAUGCCUUCUGGACGUAGUCGGUUGCUGGAAGAUUUCAGAAACAAUCGUUUCCCUAAUCUUCAACUAAGAGACCUUAUUGGACAUAUUGUUGAGUUUUCCCAAGACCAGCAUGGUUCUAGAUUUAUACAGCAAAAGCUGGAGCGAGCUACUCCAGCUGAGCGCCAGAUGGUAUUUAAUGAGAUCCUGCAAGCAGCAUAUCAAUUGAUGACUGAUGUGUUUGGAAACUAUGUAAUACAGAAGUUCUUCGAGUUUGGAAGCCUGGAUCAGAAGCUAGCCCUAGCAACACGCAUACGUGGUCAUGUUCUGCCAUUAGCCCUGCAGAUGUAUGGUUGUCGCGUUAUUCAGAAAGCACUUGAGUCAGUCUCGCCUGACCAGCAGGUAAUUAACGAAAUGGUGAAAGAAUUGGAUGGUCAUGUCCUGAAAUGUGUGAAAGAUCAAAAUGGAAACCAUGUUGUACAAAAAUGUAUUGAGUGUGUUCAACCCCAGUCACUCCAGUUCAUCAUUGACGCAUUUAAAGGACAGGUAUUUGUACUUUCAACUCAUCCAUAUGGUUGUAGAGUAAUUCAGCGUAUUCUGGAACACUGUACUGCUGAGCAGACUUUGCCAGUCUUAGAAGAAUUGCAUCAACACACAGAACAACUAGUGCAGGAUCAAUAUGGAAAUUACGUUAUUCAACAUGUACUGGAGCAUGGCCGUCCUGAAGACAAGAGUAAAAUAGUUUCAGAAAUAAGAGGAAAAGUUCUAGCUCUCAGUCAGCACAAAUUUGCCAGCAAUGUGGUAGAAAAAUGUGUGACUCACGCUUCUCGUGCUGAGCGAGCUUUACUUAUUGAUGAGGUCUGUUGCCAGAAUGAUGGUCCUCACAGUGCCUUAUACACCAUGAUGAAGGACCAGUAUGCCAACUAUGUUGUUCAGAAGAUGAUUGAUAUGGCUGAACCUGCUCAGCGGAAGAUAAUAAUGCACAAGAUUCGACCCCACAUCACAACUCUGCGUAAAUAUACCUAUGGCAAACACAUUCUGGCCAAGCUGGAAAAGUAUUACCUGAAGAACAGUGCUGAUCUGGGGCCAAUUGGUGGACCACCAAACGGGAUGCUGUAAAAGUCAAAAAGAAAUGGAAGAAAAAUGGAAUUGUGAAUGAUCAAAGCAUACAACUUAACUGUAAAUGUUCUGAUUUUUUAAAAUCUAUUUAUUGACUUUGUUCAUCCAUUUGUAAAAUUUUUAUUCUUGUGUAUAUUUUUGGGGAGUGAAUUAUUAAAAAAAAAAAGAAAAAAAUAUCUCCAGCCCUGAUGCGGAGACCUAUCAGAUUGGAUGGCUGGCAAAGCACAGAAUGCCUGUAUAUGAUGUAAUUGUAUCAAAAUAGCUGUCACAUAUUUUGUAAAUUUUUACCUUGUAAAGUCACUGAAAUAGUUUUUAAAGGGAAAAAGUACAGUAUUCUUUUAAUACACUGGCUUGCAAUCUGGUAGGUCUACACAGCAUCAUAGCACAACAGGUUUAUAGAGUUGUAUAUAGAAUUAAUCCUUAUUUUUUCCCUUUUGUGUGAAGUCUUUUAUACCAGAUUAAAAUUGAUCAGCUGCAUAAACAUUAUUUAACAUGUCCAAAAGUUAAGUUGUAUUUUGGUGGUUCACAACAUACUAUCCAAAUAAUAAACAGGGCACAGCAAAUUAAAAUAGGGAUGAACAAAACAGAGGAAACUUUAAGACUAGUUUUAACCACUUGCUGUAGAUACAGGUAUUUUUUAAAUGGUGCCCUAAGGUUUCCUCUAGCAAUUAAAAAUGAAAGUGCUGUAUAUACUUAUAUAUUUAAUUGUUGUAUGAAGUAGAGGGAUUAAAAUGAUGGUGGUACUUCCAUUCAGCAAAGUACACUGUUGGAAGAGGAGUGAAGCCUGUAUUAACUUUACAGUCAGUUUUACAAUGCAGGAAGAGUAGAGAUUUGUAUUUUUUUUUAUUUUGCAUAUAGAAUUAAUUGUAAGGAUUUGAAAGUGUUGAGCAUUUAUUUUGCUUUCUCACCAUAGAUGCAAAACCAAGAUAGGUAUUGAUGAAAAG
Molecule: messenger RNA, 4459 nt
Organism: Pezoporus flaviventris
Lineage: Eukaryota; Metazoa; Chordata; Aves; Psittaciformes; Psittacidae
Gene: PUM2
Product: pumilio RNA binding family member 2
Exons: 20
Coding region: 480-3515 (1011 amino acids)
Biological process (GO): miRNA processing; regulation of mRNA stability
Cellular component (GO): cytoplasm; cytosol
Molecular function (GO): mRNA 3'-UTR binding
Source: RefSeq, a predicted model, not a curated record